This is a messenger RNA of Closterium sp. Naga37s-1, 378 nucleotides long. The record is from the annotation of a GenBank genome assembly. NCBI's taxonomy places the organism in Eukaryota, Viridiplantae, Streptophyta, Zygnematophyceae, Desmidiales, Closteriaceae.
AUGCAUCUCCACGUCAGGCAGGAUCGCGGAGCACAGACGGCCUGGCUGAAAGGGCCGAACGAACGCUUCACCUUCUGUAGUUUCAGUGCAGUGGGGAGGAGGGGCGCGGGUAGGGGGGAGGGGGAGGGGGAGGAGGAGGAGGAGGAGGAGGAGGAGGAGGAGGAGGAGGAGGAGGAGGAGGAGGAGGAGGAGGAGGAGGAGGAGGAGGAGGAGGAGGAGGAGGAGGAGGAGGAGGAGGCGGCAAGCGGAGAUGGAGACGGGAGCGGGAAGGAGACAGACAAAGGGGAGGAGCGCGGGAAGAAAGAGGGCGGAAAAGGAGCGGUCAGACGGAGACACGGGGAGAUGAGGAGCGGUGCAAUACAAUGUUUCAAGCGCUAG